Molecule: messenger RNA, 3452 nt
Organism: Colletotrichum destructivum
Lineage: Eukaryota; Fungi; Ascomycota; Sordariomycetes; Glomerellales; Glomerellaceae
Product: Putative alpha/Beta hydrolase
Exons: 1
Coding region: 768-3287 (839 amino acids)
Biological process (GO): lipid metabolic process
Source: RefSeq, a predicted model, not a curated record
CUCAACACUACAAUCGUGGUCCCUACACGGCGGGACGACAUCAGCAAACUUCCCUUCCGUACUCCGGUCUUGAGUUAGCCACCCACUCUCUCUUGAACUGAGGCGACAUGUACCUUGCUUUAGGUCCUUUUCUGUCAUGGCGACUUAGCCAAGUCCGGGUACGCACGCACGCUAGACGUAGGAACAAGUGGGCACACGUGGGUUGGCAGAUUGCCUCUUCCCCAUUGUACGCGUUUAGGUAUACGGCCAUGCUCGAGUCGUGAGGUAGGUACUCUUGUCGUACUAUCUCACCGUCUUCCUCUUAUAUGAUCUACUUGGUGCUUCCCUGCCCCGGAGAUCUGGGUCGUCAUCGCCAAAUCUGCCUUUUCUUCUUCCCCCAUACAGGGGCGUUGUGCUGCACCCUCGUCCUCAUCACUUUGUCACCUCGUCACCUCAACACCGAAUACAACCCAACAACCAACCUCUCUUAUCCUCCUACCUCUUACUGGGCCGCAAUUGCUCCGACCCAAAAUUUCCCCGGAUUCUUCGGAACCCUUCUUUUUUUUGCACCUUCGGUUCUGCCAUCUCGUUCAGGUCAUUAUCCCGUGACUGCCUCGGUGCAGCGCUGGCCGGUGUCCACUAUCGCGCGCGCCUCCAAAAGAGGAUACUGAGCAUGUGCCAUUGAGCCAAUCCCCCGGAACCCCCGGCUGCAAAUUGCGACCUUCAAAUACCGUCACUUUGCAACCCAGCCCUCACAGCAUCUCGAUACAUACAUCGUACAGUUCACAAUGGUUGCUAUGUCUCAAAAAGAAGGCCUCAUCGCGAGGCCGAGUUCGCCGCCGCCGCCGGCUCUUGAAAGGGUUCCGUCUGAAGACCCCAUGUAUGGUGACGAUGACCAAGACGACGCCCAAGCCGUCAUGCAGCCUGCGUUGAGCGUUGCUGCGACCCGUCUUACUCUACCGCAAACAUCUGCUGCCGAGAGGGCUGCUGCUUUGGAAAGAAAAAGAUCGGCUGGUAACAUAUUCGAACCUGGUCCAUCGAGCAGUGAUGAUGCCGCCAGCUCGCCCGAGUUGACGCCCUUCCCCGACGAGAUCCCUACCGAUUUUGAGACGGAGCCAGAACUGCGCAUAUCCCCAGCACCACCCCGCAGACGACAAUCGCAAAAGCUUCAGAAAGCAAGGCCUGCCCCGAAGGAUUUGCCCUCGCCCUGGCAGUCCAGUCCAAGAAACACCUUCUUCGUCGGCGGGGAUGGCGAGGCGCCCAAGAACGCUCUUGAGUCCAUAUCAUUCGGCCAGACAAGGCACAAACGCUCCUCCUCCACGGGAGCCGACGCGCUCAAGAGGUUUUCAAAUGCCUUCUCCUCAUUCCCAGCACCUUCCUCAAUCUUCAAUUCAUUCUCCUUCUUCACCGCGGCCGCGGAGAGGGCCGAGCCCAAGUCGCCAGUCGACCAGCGGAAGCCAGCGCAGGCUCAGGGCGGAAGGCCGUAUAGCAACACGGCUCCCAUGUCCAGCGGUGCCAAUGGACUCCCUCGAUCACAGACCAUGUCCAAAGAUGCGCCGGGGAACCGCCCUUCUGUGUCUUCAGGGAGGCCUUCCACCACAAGGCCUCGCGUACUAAGGAAAGUCACUUCGGAUGAUUCGCUCUUGUAUCACUCUCUGUCCCGCACAUCGUCAAUCGGGGACGACGAUGGCAGGUUUGACCACGUCAGGGAAAUGGCGAAUGUGAGAAUGAAGGCGAUCAAAGACAGUUUGCCCGAGAGACCCACGUUCAAAAUGCCCAGCCUGCCCAAGCUGGGGUCGUCGCUGAAGCUAAACGAGGACGGAAUGAGUAAGGCCAUACCUGAGGCUCCGGCACCAAAGGUUGACAACGACGGAUCCUCGACUCUGGAUCGGGUUCUGGAGACCUUGACUGGAGACAUAGUCAUUCUCGGCGGAUAUCGAGGCUCGAUUCUGCGAUCGGCGGAACCUCCGCAUCACCAGCUGUGGGCUCCUGUCAAGAUUGGGCUGAACAUGAGGAAAGUCGAUCUGGAGGUGGGCCUCGACCCCGAGGAUGAGGAAACGAUGGAGAAGCGCAUCAUCCCGUCAGGCAUGCUGCAAAACAUUGGUCCAAUUGACAUCUCCAAGAAGCUGUUCAAGAAGAUUGGCGCCUGCGAGAACGUUCGGAAAGGAAAGCUGCGAUUGUGGGACUACGGCUACGACUGGAGACUGAGCCCUCAUCUGCUGUCUCGAAAGAUGAUCGAGUUCCUGGAAAAGCUCCCGUCGAACCAACCGGGCUCCAAAGAGCCCAGGGGAGCGUUGGUCCUGGCGCACAGUCUCGGAGGCCUCAUCACACGUCAUGUUGUCAACCAGAGGCCUGACCUCUUCUCCGGCGUGGUCUACGUUGGCACCCCUCAACGGUGUAUCAACGUUCUAGGACCCCUGAGAGAUGGCGAUGCGGUACUCCUGAAUGAGAAGAUCCUCACUGCUCAGGUCAACUUUUCGCUCAGGACCACGUUCGUCUUCCUGCCCGAUGACGGUUUAUGUUUCGUCGACAAAGAGACGAAGGAGGAGUACAAGGUCAAUUUCCACGACGUCAACGACUGGAUCAAAUACCGUCUUUCGCCUUGCAUUGAACCCCCGUUGCCGUCGCUGACUCCCAAGGAAAAGUCAACAACCUUUGGUUCUCUUCUGUCGGUUCGCAGCCGCAGCUCAAGCGAGAAGAAACAGAACCAUACACUGUCGCCAUCACUCGCUGACGCGGCGCGCAGGGCAGAGCUGGCCCGCGAAGGGAACAUGAACCCGCAGAUCGAUGGCAACACUCCCAGCCAGGCCCCGAACACGAGGCCGUCACCAUUCACCAAGGGGCCGCCCGGGGCGCCGACGCCUGCCAACCGCGCCAGGAACCUCGCCUAUCUCCAGCGCGUGCUGGCCGAAGUGAAGCAGUUCCGUACCGAGACACAAUUCAAUCCAGAACUCUCGCGAGCCAACGCCUACCCUCCCCUUGGCGUCAUCUACGGCAAGGAAAUCCCCACUGUGUACGCCGUCAAGGUUGCAAGCCGCGAGGCCAUCGCCCACGCCGGCGCCUACGACGACCUCAUCUUCCGCGCCGGCGACGGCGUCGUCCUCGCGCGCGAGGCACAGCUUCCCGAAGGGUACGAGUUAGUGCGUGGCGGGCGUGUCAGCACCGAGCGCGGGCACCUGACCAUGCUCGGCGACAUGCCCGCUGUUGGCAAGGCGUUGGAGGCCGUCGUUCGGGGCCGGCGGAAGGGUAUCGGCCUGGGAAACGCGACCAAGGAAAAGCUCCAGAGGAGCAGCGUCGUUGAAAGCUAGAAGUUCAUCAUCACCCGGUCGUGCAGGCUUUGUCUGGCCGGGCUAGGCAAGAACCAAUAUACCGGGAUGGGGCCAGUGCCAUCGUGCCUCGGUGCUGGGGCGUCUACACCGUAGCAUUCGUUGUACAGUAGUAGUAGAUUGUAGCAACAGGAUCAUGAACAUGUG